Messenger RNA from Synchytrium microbalum, 537 nucleotides. RefSeq lists its product as uncharacterized. The record is from RefSeq and is a predicted model, not a curated record. Gene Ontology annotation, biological process: intracellular water homeostasis; monoatomic ion transport. Gene Ontology annotation, molecular function: mechanosensitive monoatomic ion channel activity. Bases 1 to 537 code for a protein of 178 amino acids. NCBI's taxonomy places the organism in Eukaryota, Fungi, Chytridiomycota, Chytridiomycetes, Synchytriales, Synchytriaceae. The transcript has 5 exons.
AUGUCUGCUACGAACGAAGAACACAGCCGUUUCUCCAAAUCAGGGCAAGCAGUAAUAGGUGGUGGACGAGUCGUGGCAAUGUGCCAUCGCUCAGUUGAUUUGGAUGUUGGAAUAGUUAUGGGAAUUGCAUUUACAGCAGUCGUCUGUUCUCUUGUGGCUGAUGUUGUUAUGCCAUUUGCUGGUGUUGCUGUUACACUCCGAGCACCAAAUGCAUCAUCAUGCGCUACGUUGGGCGUUGACCGUAACAACAUCAACACCAUUGCUCAACUUCAAGCUGUUGGGGGUAUUUCUUGGAAUUAUGGCCGUUUCAUUCAAUUUCUGAUCUCAUUCCUGGUUACUGCCGUCAUUGUCUUUCUCGCUGUCAAGGCUUACACUGAGGUGUUCUUACACGUUGCACCUGCUUUGGUUGCUAAAACUCCUGCCACCAAAAAGUGUGCCAUGUGCACAGAGACUAUUCCUGCUGCCGCUUUGAGGUGUAAAUUCUGUACGUCAGACCAAGGUAUGCCUGAAAUCGUCGACCACGGAAAGUCUGCGUAA